ACAAGUCAUUUAGACUGGACAUGAUGGGGAAGACGCAGCUUAGCCUCCAUUAAAGGUUGCAACAAGUACAAAAUACAACUUUAAGCUUCUCAUAGCAUGACUACGGCUCUUGUGGGCAUUUUUAAGUAACUUACAGGAGUCCUCUUUGGAGGGAUGGCAGCCCCCAGCAACUCGCUCCAGCAGCCCAGGGUGAGGCGCAGCAAUGCGGGCUCCCCCGGCUCGCUCAACGCCGCCAGCUGCCGUCUGCACCCCAUCCGUGCCACCGUGCCCUACCAGCUCCUGCGCGGCGGCCAGAGCAGCCCGACGCGGCCGCACAACAUCCACGGGGGGGCCGCGGGCAGCCGAGGCUCCAGCCCCCCUUCCAGCCCGACUCUCCUCCCAGGAAGUGGGCUCGCCAGGCAGAGACUGUCUCCAGAAAACAGGGACUCCUGUCCGCCAGACUCGCCUGUUUCUAGAGCAGAAAGAUCCAGGCUUCAGAUGCGGAGUUCCAGUGCUAUUCGGCGGACAUCUUCCCUGGAUGCCAUCACGGGGCCGUACCUCACCGGCCAAUGGCCCCGCGAUGCACACGGACCUUACCCCUCUUGUAUGAAAGACAAAUCCACUCAGACUCCCUGUCUCUGGAUGGACGAGGGGGCAGAACAGGGAAGUCCACACCAAAGGUCGGGCUCCUGGGGCAGCGCCGACCACCUCAAGGAGCAGAUCGCCAAGUUGAGACUGCAGCUUCAGCGAAGCAAACAAGUCAGCCGGCAGAGCAAAGAGCGUGACGCCACCUCCGCCACACUACACGUACAACACGGCGGCCAGUGUACCUCACAGCACAAAGGGUCCUCAUCCACACCGCUGCCAAAGACGCUGAUAUGUCGCGUACCGAGCAGCGUGGAGGGCAUCAACCACGAGCUGGAAAACGUCUUCAUCAGAGAGGACUGGGAGCACAGCAUACAGGCCAUGGAUGCCGCUGAUGGACGGCGUGCCCCCUUCCCCGUCCAUCGCUACAGCCACAGCGGGGAGACACGCGACACCGACACGCAGGCACCCUCCAGCGGCGAGUCCAGCCCAUCACCCCACCCCCUUAGCCCCGAACACCUGCUCUCCCCUGACGGAAGCCCCUCCUCCACGGAGGAAGUAGACAAAGACGGCGUGUGUAGUUCUCCCCUCCCAAAGUUUGCCACCUCGCCCAAACCCAACAACAGCUACAUGUUCAAACGAGAGCCACCAGAGGGCUGUGAGAAGGUUAAAGUGUUUGAGGAGAUGGUGUCGGGCCAAUCCAAAGGCUUCCCUCUCUUCUCGUGUCCCGACAAAAACAAGGUCAACUUCAUCCCGCGAGGCUCCGCCUUCUGCCCCGUCAAGCUGCUCUGCUCCUCCCUCUUCUCCCCCGUGUCCUGCGCCUCCGUCGGCCACGGCCUCCACGCCAACGAUGCUCAGGUGACCCCCGCCCCGCCGCCCCCGCCCUCCGCUGUCAGAGAAACAGACGCCGUUCGGCAAAGCCCGGGAGUCGAGACGGGAAAGGACGGCUCGGCGCAACUUGUCCUCACCAGUGUGUCCUCAGGUAUUUAAAAGACCAAUAAGGCUUCGAAGAAAAAAACGAAACAAAAAAACCCACAAAAACACAAGAUUGCACUCAGUUAGUCUUAAGUUUAGCCAGCAGGGGGUGCCCAAGCUCUCGCUCUGGUAUCCUGCAAGAGAGGUUCUCGGUCCUGGACCCCCAUGUCUGACUCAUUACCACAAAUAUAUUUUGCUUUGUUUUUAAUGGGGUUUAAAGUUUGUCAGCAGAAACAACAACUAUCUUAUUAACACUAGGAUGAUGUUCAAAAACCGGUUUUCCCGAUUGUUCCGAUAAGAAAAGAACCGAUUCCAUGGAUUCUAAUCCCUUUUUGAGAACCGGUUCCCGUUAUCGAAGCCACUAUACCGUAUUUUCGCGACCAUAGGGCGCACCGUAUUAAAAGGCGUUGUGCCGUGUCAGUUACGGGUGCUAUUUCUGUAUUUAACGCAGUGUAUUUUGGGGCUCAGGCCAAAAAUAAACAUAUGCUAUCUUAAAACAUACGCUAGCAUGCAUGGACGCUGUUUUAAAAAGGCAGCAGGAGCAAAGCUGAGUUGGGUUGUACUUUAUUGAAGUAUUUAUCAAUGUACUCACAUUAUUUUUUGAUCAAUCCUCAUCCACAAAGUCCUCAUCUUCUGUGUCAAAAAAUUAACAGCUGGGCAAGUUCUCCAUCAAACACGCCAGAUUCCAGAGGUGGGUAGAGUAGCCAGAAAUUGUACUCAAGAGUGCUGUUACUUUAGAGAUUUAUUACUCAAGUAAAAGUAAGGAGUAGUCACCCAAAUAUUUACUUGAGUAAAAGUAAAAAGUAUGUUGUGAAAAAACUACUCAAGUACUGAGUAACUGAUGAGUAACCUGUUUGUUUAAUGAUGACGGCAACAAAUAAUGCACAAAAACAUAAAAAUAGCAAUGAGCAAAUUCAGAGCCGGGAAUAUCUCUUAAGCAACUAAAACAAUGAUAUAUAUUAAAUAACAAUACAUUAACAUAAGAAGAAUUAAGGCAAAUUGAGCCACAAUAACUUAACAGCACCAUAGGCUCAGUAGGCAGAGAUUACAAAGGAAAAUAACAAGUUAGCCUUUACGCAAAACCAUAAACUGAUAGGUGGGGGCUGCACCUGGGAACACACUGAUUGGUGUUUCUAUGCAUGCGUGUGCGACUGUUCGUGUGUGUGUGUGUGUGUGUGUCUAUGAGGCUGCAGUACGUUAAUAAAUGUCCCCACACGAUGUACAUUUGACAGUGAUUCAUAGCAGGGAAGCUAACAUCAGCCUACGGUGACAGCCAAAAUAUCUACUAACGUUACUUACCGCCAUGUGCUUCCUCAAAUUUGACGUUGAGUUCAUGUAAGCUUAAGCUUGUUAAUCAUGUGACCGCCUGGCUCUGUUUGAUUGGUGAAACGGAGUCAAACGUGACUGCAUGUGAUUGGUGAAACACAGGCAUGCGAUAGAUGCUACUUUGAAGGUCUGUCUGACAAACCAAAACAAACAAAGCGUGCAUUAACAGAUCGAUAAAAAUCAGUAGUGAGUAGCGAGCUGAAUGUAGAUAAAUGGAGCGGAAUAAAAGUAGCUUCUUCUCUAUAAAUAUACUCAAGUAAAAAGUAUGUUGCAUUAAAACUACUCUUAGAAGUACAAUUUAUCCCAAAAGUUACUCAAGUAGAUGUAACGGAGUAAAUGUAGCGCGUUACUACCCACCUCUGCCAGAUUCCCUCUCCUUAUUUUCAACGUCAGUCCCGUUGUCUAGCAAGCUAGCACAACAGUAAAAGCUGACUUCUCUUGCCCCGUUGUGCGUAUGGAUUCGCUACCGUGCUGGUCCCCUUCUUCUUCACAGUGUGCGUCACGGGGAUGUCGAAAGUGAGCGUCCAUGUUGGUGAUGUGUUUGUCGGCAAUUUUUUUUAUUUACAACUCACAUAGCAGCAUUAUAUGCUCACUGGGGGCGUCCUCUCUCACCUGAAACCUUCACCCUUUAACGGCCGCAUGCUGUCCUCGGUCACGUCCGCUUUUCCUCCAUGUAAACAGCGUGGCGGCCCAGUCAUAUAACAUCUAUGGCUUUUGGAACUCAGUGCACACACAACAACCUGUCUGGAUUCGAUAAGGAACUGGUUCGAUAAGAGGAUUCGAUUUCGAUAAUUUCUUAACGGACAUCAUCCCUAAUUAACACUUCCUGUUAGUGCAGCAGACUAACGUGUAACGAAGCUUGUACAUUAUGGGAUGGCGUCAGGACGCGCCUUGUACGUUAUUAGUUCUGUCUGUCGUGUGUUGCAGCCACACUUUGCCUUCCCGCAUGAUCGCCACGAUCUGCAAUUUUUCUUAGCGAGAGACCAAAAGACUGAUAUGGGGGGGGGGGGAAGAAGACUCCGCCUUCCUGCUUCGCGGCGGUCUUUUAGCGGAACAAAACGACUCAGGUUGGUGUGGAAUGUUCUUGCUUGGACCGUUGCCAUUUUUGAAGCGCAGUUUGAUACGAAUCACAUCAGCAGACUCAUCGUCGAACCUGUUUUUGUUUUUUUAAGCUUUUAGGUGCUACGACACAUUCCAUAGAUCAUGUUGUACACAAGCCCCGCCCUCCCAAAGUGACAGGUUGAGAACGUACCAAAGCAAACGUAAAAAUAAUCGGAGGGGGUCAUGUUUGGAGCAGAGGUGCUAAUCGGUAAACCAGGUUAAAGCACUUACUUGGACAUAAUCCUUUUGUUGUUGUUCAUUUGCAAUCUGAAACAAUCAAAGGUGUGCACAAAAAGAACCACUGAGGUUUGGGUGUGUACGUCUACGUGCGCAUACAAGCACAACUAUGACCAAUAAUGUAUGCCAGGCAUUCCACCACACACAAUUUAAAUCGCUGAUGUGCUCAUUGUGUGCAUGCAGCAACACUUCCCCCGUGUAGUGUGCACUUGUAUGUACAUCCUGUGUUUUUUCAAUAAAGACAAAAAAAAAAAAGUCCCU
Molecule: messenger RNA, 4464 nt
Organism: Entelurus aequoreus (snake pipefish)
Lineage: Eukaryota; Metazoa; Chordata; Actinopteri; Syngnathiformes; Syngnathidae
Product: glucocorticoid-induced transcript 1 protein-like
Exons: 9
Coding region: 154-1554 (466 amino acids)
Biological process (GO): podocyte development
Cellular component (GO): cytoplasm
Source: RefSeq, a predicted model, not a curated record